AUGGACUCGCAGCACCGCAAAAUCGAGCUCCAAUCCCCCGCAGACCUCACCUACCUCAUAGCCAAAAUCCGCACCCAAGCCCGAGCAAAACUAGACCUCCACCUCCCACCGCACACGUCCGCCACCGAGCCCGACGAACUCCGGAAAAACGUCGAAGAGCUCCUCGACGCAUUCGUCGCACAAGUCCUGCUCGGCAUGAAAGCCAACAUCUCCAUCAACGGCAUCGACGUCGUGAGCCGCGGCAGCGGCCCCAGAGAAGGAGGAGGAGGGGCAGGAGACGCAAUGGAUAUCGAUGCCGACCCGGGAAAACUGCUAGAAGACGGGAUAGUGGAAGUCGAAGAAUUCGAGCCCUAUGACGAUAAGCUGCGGGCACGCCUCAGCUCCGCCGUGGCAAAACGCGAUGCCCUCGUUGCAAAAAUAUCGAGUCAUCGUCGUACCACUCCUGCGCUCGCGGCGCAGCAAUUCCAGGAGAGCUUUGAGAAGGAGAUGGAGGCGUUUGAGGGUGCGCGAGCAGAGGCGGAGCGACUGGCGCUUGCGGGGCAGGAAGAAGAUGUUGUUGGGGUCGAGGCGUUGAGUAGACAGGAUGAGGUUGAGAAGAAUUGGACGAGGGCCCUUGAGGGUUUGGAGAGGUUGAACAAGGGUUUACCAGAGACGAGGGCGAGGUUGGAGAGGUGCGGGGAUGUUGUUGGGUAUCUGGGUGGGAGCAAGGGGAAAGUGUGAGGGUCUACGUGCAUGUCUAUAUGUCUUCUUUCUCGGGCGGAUUGAUUCAGGCGGUACUUUGGCGGGUGUUUAGGGCGUACUUUUGGUAUCU
This is a messenger RNA of Periconia digitata, 811 nucleotides long. Lineage: Eukaryota; Fungi; Ascomycota; Dothideomycetes; Pleosporales; Periconiaceae. The record is from the annotation of a GenBank genome assembly.